This is a messenger RNA of Anopheles gambiae (African malaria mosquito), 7680 nucleotides long. RefSeq names its product hemicentin-2. NCBI's taxonomy places the organism in Eukaryota, Metazoa, Arthropoda, Insecta, Diptera, Culicidae. The transcript is spliced from 10 exons. Gene Ontology annotation, cellular component: neuron projection membrane. The record is from RefSeq and is a predicted model, not a curated record. The coding region runs from base 2161 to 3357 and encodes 398 amino acids. Gene Ontology annotation, biological process: synapse organization.
GUUUUAAUGGAUCGGUUGCGGCUCCCGAUGGGUAGUUAGAAGUUCGUACCCGUUCGUGGAGUGUGCGUGUCCGUUCAGCAGGAAGGCUCGACCCACGGUAGUGCCGUUCGUUUGCGUAUCGCGUUGCGUGCAUGUUUUAAGAGCGUAAAAUAAAUCGCCUUUUCCCAGUGAAUCAGAGUGUUUCGAAGCUGUGGCAAGAAACAAACCAGUGUGAAAAUAAAACCAUCAUCUAUCGAGUAGGCAUCGACAAAUGGGUCGGAAUGGAAAAUAAAGUACCAACCAAGUACCCCAGUGUGUGGCUGUUGUUGUUGGCAGUGAAAUGUGAAAAAUAUUGAUUUCUGUAUCCAGUUUUCUCGGCCAAACGGAGAACGGAGCAAUUGGAAAAUAAAUAGAAAUUGUGCAAAAUUGUGCAACUUGGCAUUCAGUCGUUCGUGCCAUAUCGAAUACCCAGCGUUGUGUAGUGUGUGUGUGUGUGUGGCAGCGUGUGUACGUGUGAGAGAGUUUGUUGAUUGUUUUGUUGACCAGUUUAUUGUUCUUGUGAGCGUUGUUUGGCGCUGUGAGAGGAGGUAUUCCGCAUUCUGUUUGCCGGAUGGUGGUUUGAAGUGGUUGCAACAAUGCCAAACGGGGAAAACUUGCCAUGCCCUAGCCGCUGGCACAAAAUGUACUAGUGAGAAUACGCGAAGCGUUGUGAGUUGGUGUUCGGAGCGUACAUAAAUUGAUCCGGAGUAUAUUGCAUUGAGUGGGCACUGCAUCCUUGACAAAGUACAUCCGCAAGUUUUGGCCACCAAAUUUUCUAAUCACGUUAAACCCUAUUGUAUGCGACAUCGACCCGGCAAAAAAAGGCAAAAGAGAAGUAACAGAUUAUGAAAUUUCGUGUGGCUUCCAUAAAAAUCUCUCUUUGAAGUGACAGAAUUUCUACCCGCGCUAAGAAGCUGCCCAGCCAGGAAAUUCCUUCCACCAUGUCAACCGCAACGUAAAAAAGCAUCACACCAUAGCGAACCGCACACUUCCGGUGGUAAAUGUGCGCGCAAGUGUUUGUGAAACUGUGAAGCAAAAACGAAAGCCACUGCUGACGAUGAAAAGUGGCAUUUGAAAGUAGUGGAAAUGAAUGGAAAGCCGGAACCGCAAGGAAAAUAACAUAAAUUUGACUAACCAAACCAGCUCGAACUAGCGCACACAGAUCUAUAAGAUCCAAAUGUAAGCUGGACGGUGCACAAAAAAGUCUAAAGCAGUGUGCAUGUGUGCGUGCAUGUGAAGUGUGUUUGUUGCGCAAGUCACUAAAACAUCGAAAGAAACUACAUUUGAAAGGCGCCAGAAAAACGCCUUGGCGGCGAAACCAAAGAAGGUGCAAAACCCAAACGCGGCCAAACGCGGUUCGGGAUGAGAUUGAAAAAUGUGAGAAUUUUCCCCAGCUGUGACACUGCUGGAGCCAUGGCUGGGAACCGGCCCACGGCGGUCUGUCAUCCCGUGCACUCGCUGGCAACCGUGCACCGCAAACGGUAGGGCCAUUGCCAAAGGGCGUUCACCUCGACGGAAGGAAAGCACGCGCUGAUUCCGGCUGCCUUGGGUUGCCAAUGGAUUUUCCACAGCGGUUUGGGCCAAGUGGCCAGCUGGUGGUGUAAAUAACGCGCAAACACUCUCACACAUAGCCUAAAGAAGGAAAAACUUUACCGCGCGUGUGUGUGUAUAUGUGUACGAAUGUAUGUAUGCGUGUGCAUGUAUAUGAUAGUGGUAAAAGAAAAGCGGUGACGUUGGGGUGCCUCACAAAGUGGAAACUCCCUCAAGCGUUGGCAGUGUGAGCGAAAGCGUGUCUGUACGCGUUUGUCUGUGUAUGUGUGUGUGUAUGUGAGUGGGAAAAGAGAAGUUUCGUGUUUUCUCAGCAGUGGAAGGUUUUGCAUUGAAAAUAUAAAUUGCAACCCAGUGUGCGCUUUAUUCCGAGUGCAGUCCGAUUGGGAGGGGGGGGGGGGGGGGGGGGGAAUAUAUAUAUCGCAACCGGAAAAAGGUGCAAAUGUAGUGGGAUCGGAAAAGCGGUUUUCCGAAGUGUGUUCUCAUUCCUAUUCUGUACAGCCAGGAUUUCGACGUGGUAAAACGAACCGAAAGAAAGAAAGGAGUCACAAUAGUCGUUGUUUGCGACCACCACAGCAUAACAACCCAAUCACCAUGAAGUGUCACAAGCGGCUUACGUUGGACAUCUGGAUACUGCUGGUGUACGUGCUAGAUAUCACCAGCGGUGGCAUCCAGCCUCAUCAGCCCUACGAUGGAUAUAAAUCAUUCCUCGAUACCAGCACGGCCCAUCUGCGCACGUACGUGGCGUCCGGUUCGGUUGCGUCCGGGUCCUCCAGCCAGUUCGGUGGCGUGCAUCACGCCCAACAGCAGACACCGGGGCAGAGCUCGCAAAGCAAAUGGGAGGAACCAUACUUUGACGACACAACGCCGAGGAAUGUGACUGGACUCGUUGGCAAAUCCGCUUAUCUGAGCUGCCGGGUGAAGAACCUGGGCAACAAAACGGUUUCGUGGAUAAGGCACCGGGACAUUCACAUACUCACCGUCGGCAGCUACACGUACACAUCCGACCAGCGAUUCCAGGCGACGCAUCACAAAGACGUCGACGACUGGACGCUGCAGAUAAAGUGGGCCCAAAAAAGGGACGCCGGAAUCUAUGAAUGCCAGAUUUCUACCCAGCCAGUGCGCAGCUACUUUGUCACGCUCAGUGUUGUAGUGCCAACGGCCACAAUAAUCGGUGGACCAGAUCUGCAUGUGGACAAGGGCAGCACCAUCAACCUUACCUGCGCGGUCAAGUACAGUCCGGAGCCGCCAGCGUACAUCUUCUGGUAUCAUCAUGACGAGGUGAUCAGCUACGAUUCGAGCCGUGGAGGUGUUUCGGUCAUCACGGAGAAAGGUGACGUCACCACCUCGCACCUGCUGAUCCAGAAUGCUGAUCUGGACGAUUCGGGCAAGUACUCCUGCUCACCGUCCAACGCAGACGUGGCCAGCGUGCGUGUGCACGUCCUCAACGGUGAACAUCCGGAGGCGAUGCAGACUGGUGGCGCCACGGCAGUCGUUUCGUCGGACGCUCUCUUGUUACUACCACUGAUCCUGCUCGCACUACUGCUCCUCACGAUAUCUCCAUCAGCAUCGAUGAGCGUCGUUUCGCCGAUUCCCAGUAGAAAACUCGACCGACAACCGACCUCAAGCGAACGAAACCUAUCGGUGACGUUGGCUUCAUUCACCACCGGUGGGUGUAGUAGAGACCAGGCGCUUCUUCAGCAUGGGGUAGCUUCAAAUAUUCACCACCACAUUACCGUCACUGUCUGCAUCGACGAACGGACGUCCGUACGGUGUGAUUCUGCGAGAUGAUAAACCCCCCAUCGAUUUGGAACCGAGAGCAGUAGUGUCUGGCACCGAAACCAGGACAGGGGGUCAUAGUUUUUUGUUUUUGUUUUUGGCUUUCGUUACCAUAGAUAACUUUACCUUUUCUCCACUACUCUGAAUGCUAGAGAAGCAGCAAUCGUAGUUUUGCCAUGGGAGGGUACGUUCAUAAAUCCGUUCCAUGUCUCGGGAGACAUCGGGAGCGUAAGUGUUUGUGAGAGGAUGCGAUUUUCUCGCUGUCUAUUGUGACAGGUACUAGGUGAAAUGGUAGUAUAGCAUCAAGCACAUAUACUUUGGAUUUGGUUGAAAACAGAAGCAGAACAUAAAGCUAGUUGAUAGACAUGUGGUUUUAUUGCAGUUGUUCGUUGAAAUUUAUUUGAUUUGUCUCAUUGUUUUCAAAUUGAUUGGCAUAUGCUAUGUUUUGAUAUUUUUUUUUCUCGACCGAACAUCGUAUAUUAUUUUACUUUUAAUGAAUCUUCAUUUUAUUUUGCUGCAAAAGAAGAGUUUUGUUUGCUCUAUAUAAACCACAGUCCUCCUGAAACAACCGAAUACGAACGGUACAAAUUUAACACGUGCCCAUGUUGACUUAGAACCAUCGAAAUGUUAUUAUGCCACAAAAUACGUGAAGGAUAUUUGUUUACGUUUAAUGAUCGUUUUUAUAUUGUUGUUCACAGGCACGAAUAAAACCUAUAGGAAAAAUAUUAUUUAAAUCCGUACUUACACUUUGAAACAAUUAAAAAAACGAGAUCGUUAUCUUUCAUCUCACCAAUGCGAAUGUUUUACUAUAAUUUUUGUUUUCAGCAUUUAGAUAAAUCAAUCAAAUUGAUGAUAGAAUAAGUAAAAAACUGCAAAAUUGGUAGCACUAGGAUGACUGAGGAAAUGCAACUUUUCACUCACAAUAUCUUGUACAUUUAAGAAUAUGAAAAAAAAACAUACAAUCCCAAGGCUCAUACACUCAACAAAACGUAACAACCACAUUAAACUGCAAAAUAGAAAACCCCUAAUCACUACACAACUAUUUCUACACCCGGUACAUAACAAAAAUACACACACACAAACAAAAACGACAGCAACACUCAACAACAAAAUGUCAUUAAAAAAACAUAAAAAAAACAAGUUGAAUGAUGACAAGCGAGAUUUUAAUCGUGGUGUAGUUUUUGAUGCAUAAAAAAAUCUAUAUAACACAAUUUCAUGCUGGCAAAUUUGGAUUGGUCAAGUUGUAAAGUUUGCGGUAGAGUAUGAAAACAUUUGUGUGUGGCAAUUAGUACUGAAUGAGCUUAAUUUUCCUCUUUCGUUCAUUCAUCUUACCAACAGAGCUGUACUGUACAUAAUACUAUACGAUUAGAAUCUUUAAUCACUUCACUAUUGUUCCGAAAAAGCACACACACACACACAGAACAAGCAACGAAACAUUUUGAUGAAACGUAAAAUGGGAAGCAAUAUGAAUGAAUGCGUUCGAAUAGAAAAAGACAAAUUUUGCGAAUGUAUUUGCAAAAAGCAUAAAUGAAAGUUGUUACUAGUCUUUGCGUGCAGCAAAGAUUUAAAAACAAAUCACAUCAUCGGAGGAAAUUAAAUGGAAAUCGUUUAAAAUAGAUCUAAUGUUUGAUUGCCAACCUCUAGAACAAUGCCUUUUUUCAGAUAAUUUAAAAUUCUGUGGCUUUUCCUGUUCCACACACCAACUGCCAGAUAAGCCCGAUUGCCAAGAUUCCAAGAAAAUUAAUUAUUUAAAAAGGAUAUGUGAAUCAACACACCACCCGUAACGAAGUUUAUUACAUUUGGUUCCACUAAUUAACUCAUCAUGAUCAACAAAAAAAAAUCUUCACUGAGCGAAAUCAAUUGCGAAACAAUUUGUUCAUAAUCAGCCCAUUUAUGGAAACCCAUUAUAAUGCCAUUGGCAGAUCCCUGGCACGCUUCCAACCUUUCUUCCCACGCGAGGACCAUUCUACCACCCCGAUCAGAAAGCAAGCAUGAUAUAACGUUGGCACACAGUUUCAGUUAACUGCUGUCGGGGUGUUUGUUUUUUUCCAGAUAAUGGGUGCGGUUUUACUUAUCUUUCGCUCUUUUUUUAUAAUGUCGUGCAAUAGCAGCGCUUAUCGGGUAACCAUUUCGACAUCAGCUGGAUCAGUGCCGUAACUACCACAAACCAAAAUCGCUUCUCAGUGGGCUUUCCACCACACGCACUUCAAACCAUACGAAGUGUGUGUGUGCGUGUGAGUGGUUGUGUGCUGGCUUUUCAGUAAGAGUUUGUGGUUACGAAAUCGAGCAGAAAUGAAGGCAGAGAAAUAAAAAUGAUCCCACCGUCUCGAAAGAAAGAUUUUUCCUGUGUGUGUGCUUGGUGUUCGGUUUAACAAUCGUCGGGAUGCGGUUCGGCGGAAGUGAAAUGGUAUAAAAGCGAAAGAGAAGGGAUGGAAAACAAUUUCCGAAAAGCGUGCACCACGACGCUCUACACGCAAUCGCCACACGAGACACGCCUGGGACGCCUUUCAAUAUCAUUAAAAAAAUAUUGAUGCAUAAAUAAUUGAUUCGGUUUUUCACUUCUCUGGUCUGCGUGUGGCUUUGGCCACUCGGCUUCAAACGUUGACCAAAGACGGGCUUUACUUCCGGCUCAAGCCAGUUUUUUCACAUCACGUUCGUUGCGUUCGUUUCUGUUCUGUGCGAGAUUUUAUACCUUCUUCUACGCUUCGUAUCACUUACAGACGAAAGCUCCUCCAAUAACGAUUCAAAUCAAGUCUCACCGAAACGAAAUACCGAAAAAUCCGAAGCUAAGCAAAGCCUAAGCUACGUGUGUGCCCACUGGCAACACGGAUCCUUCUGAAUCAUUCAACAGUAAAAGCCACCCUUAACCGACACCUUGUAGGUGUUGGGAGAAAAAUGUAACCCUGUAGCUCAAAUGGCACGUUUUCUUUAGCGGAAGCGUUUCCCCACGGGAUAGCACGGCGUACUUGUGCAAACGAACGAGCACAAAUCAUUUCACUCCCGAUCAUUCCGCCCUGCGCCUAAUUCGCAAAGCUUUCGCAGUCAAAACAAAACACAAGCUAAGAAUAAAUUGAGUAACUUUUCAACUUUUGCAGCCGGUGAAAUGGAAUGAUGCGAAUAUUCGCAAAUGAUUCUUCAACUAGGAUCGCUGUUGAAUGCGGACUCGGAACCGGGAGGGGAGUGGAGGAUGCUUCAUGGGAAAUUGAUAAGAUUGCUUUUAUUGCACAAAAGUGACGAUCGCAGAAAGGUAGGGCUGGAAAGCUUCGAUCGAAAUCCAGAUGCCACCAACCUUAUCCGUGCACAGUGAUGAAGAAGAACUUAAUUGGUGUUUUUGAACUUUCGGGAAAUUGGUAGGAAAGUUGAGGUUUAUAAUUGAAACCAUACAGCAGAGAAGGCAAUCACAACCGCAAGCCUGGCACGGUGGUUCGAGGAAAAGUUUAAUUUUCAUACUGUCGCGGUUUAGCUAAUGAAGAGUUGAUGAAACGUGCAGCAUAAAGAUUGAAAGGAAAUUCAGAGACGGAUGUAGAUAAAAGUGUAUAAAGUUAGUAUAAUACAGGAGGUUCAAACACUGGCAUGAAUUCCGCUCUAAAAAUACACACACCAACUUAAUUUACAGUCAAUCAGCAAGCAUAAAGAUUGAAGUUGGAGGAUAAAUAUCCAUUUUCCGUUGAAUGAUGGGAAAUAUUGACGUUAGCAAAAUGUGUACAUAUUACAGUUGGAAGUGGAAGUUAAAUAAAUCCAAUGCAUACCUACGAAAAAACCGUAAUAAUGUAUGAUUUUUUGUAAUCAAGCAAAGUUAUGAAGAACAGAAACAUAAUAAACCCGAAAAACAAUUCUUGAAUCUUGAAUUAAGUGCAUAACUGAAUAAGAGAGCUAAUCCAAAACCAUUCCAAUGGGAAGAAUCGAAUGCGGAAAUAAAAAAUCAUUCGAAACAUUUGUAAAUAUCACUAUGUAAACUACUUCUUGAGUAAAACAUUAACAUACCGACUAAAAACACCCGCAGCGGCUCGCACAGUAUAAAAUCACAUCAGUUACAAACAUAAGAAAAUGAAUUGCGAAACAGCAAAACUUGACGUACAAGAGCAGUUGUGUAUUUGCGAUCAAAAGUGGAGACAAAAAAUAAUUUUGAACCCGUUCCAAAGGAUUGAGGUUUAAAUGCUGUGAACCUGACAAAGAACGCGCGAAAGUGUGAGUGAGAAGGAUAGGGCAAACCCUGCAAGAGGGAGGCAAAAAGCAGAAUGUACUGUAAAGCGAACAAGUGGCAGACAAGUAGAUUGUGAAGUGGUUUGAAGAAUGAUUAAUAAAUAUAGCAUCUGAGUUGAUUAUAAAACUAUA